AUGCUGUUGCACAGGCACAAGUUCCCGCUCCUCUGCUGCGGCUGCGGAGGAGCCGGCGGCGUCGUUGCCACCGGUGUCGCCGCCCGAGGAGCAGCCCACGUCGACGACGCCGCCGCAAAGAAAGCUGCAGCCAACGCCGGCAAGAGCGCCAGGCAGCUGUCGUGGGCGCAGGUGGAGGCCAUGACGGCUGGCUUCACCACGGCCGUGGUCGGCGAGGGCGGCUUCAGCACCGUGUACCUCGCGCGCCUCUCCGGCGGCUCCAAACCGCAGCUCGCCGCCGUCAAGCUCCACCGCAGCUGCAGCGAGCGCCUGCGCCGCGCGUUCCGCCAGGAGCUGGACGCGUUGCUCUGCGUCCGACACCCGCACAUCGUGCGCCUCCUCGCCUUCUGCGACCAGCGCGACGAGGGCGUGCUCGUGCUCGAGUUCGCGCCCAACGGCAACCUGCACGACAACCUCCACGCUGGUGAAGGCAAGCAGAUCGUACCGAUGCCGUGGGCGCGGCGGGUGGCGGUGGCGCUGCAGGUGGCCCGCGCGCUGGAGUACCUCCACGACCGGUGCGAGCCGCAGGUAGUGCACGGCGACGUGAAGGCCUCCAACGUGCUGCUGGACGCCGCCAUGGGCGCCAGGCUCUGCGACUUCGGUUCGGCGCGCGCGGGGUUCUCGGCGUCGGCGUCCGUCCGCCCGCCGCGCACCGUGCUGGGGUCGCCGGGGUACGUGGACCCGCACUACCUCCGGUCCGGCGUGCUCACCAGGAAGAGCGACGUGUACAGCUUCGGCGUGCUGCUCCUCGAGCUGCUCACUGGCACUCAGCCUUUCCACGACGGCCGGCUCCUCACGUCCGCCGUCGUGCCGAUGAUCAACAAGGCGGGGUCGUGGGACGUGCGCAAGAUUGUUGACCAGAGGUUGGGGUGCCAGUUCGACGUCGCACAGGCAGCCACCAUCGCCUCGUUGGCGGCAGAGUGUGUCAUGGAGAACCCGACACUCCGGCCGUCCAUGGCAGAUGUGGUCCGGGCCCUGGAACAGACAUCGGUUGCGCGCCGGUAGAUGAUCGACGGCGAAGCCAGAGCGUGAGCCGUGCUCGGCAAGAGGAAGUAGAGUGGACCCGCACGAUGGAUGCUUAGAUCCGACGUGGAGGGCACUGUGACCGUAGGAUUCGAGCGAGA
Molecule: messenger RNA, 1163 nt
Organism: Lolium rigidum
Lineage: Eukaryota; Viridiplantae; Streptophyta; Magnoliopsida; Poales; Poaceae
Product: salt tolerance receptor-like cytoplasmic kinase 1
Exons: 1
Coding region: 1-1044 (347 amino acids)
Biological process (GO): protein phosphorylation
Cellular component (GO): plasma membrane
Molecular function (GO): ATP binding; protein kinase activity
Source: RefSeq, a predicted model, not a curated record